Numida meleagris (helmeted guineafowl) is the source of this 8144-nucleotide messenger RNA. It is a transcript of the gene TP53BP1, whose product is annotated as tumor protein p53 binding protein 1. The record is from RefSeq and is a predicted model, not a curated record. Bases 2222 to 7993 code for a protein of 1923 amino acids. Gene Ontology annotation, molecular function: histone binding. Gene Ontology annotation, biological process: DNA damage checkpoint signaling; positive regulation of transcription by RNA polymerase II. The transcript is spliced from 26 exons. Lineage: Eukaryota; Metazoa; Chordata; Aves; Galliformes; Numididae. Gene Ontology annotation, cellular component: nucleus.
GAACCCAGAAUUUUCUGAUACAGGUGAGUGAUCUACUUCCCUUCCCAUGUAGCACCUUGCCAUCGUGCUGGUCCUUCCACCUCUUUUGUAACGCCUUUUCCAUCGUGUUGGUCAUUCUGAUCACUACAAUGUGCUUUCUCUUUAUGGAUCUAUGUUGGUUGCUACCUCAUCCCCUAGUUACCUUCUGCGUACAAACUGGUAAUUUGUUUGAUGAUUUGUAGCCAAAGUUUUCAGAGAUUUGAAAGGAAUUUUGAGAGACUGGUGUGUUUCCUACCUCUAGCCUUCAGAUACCCCAUUAUCCUCCAUGAGUUCUGGAAAGUAACUGCAAAGACAACAGUAUUUAGGAUGAAAACAGAUUUAAAAACAUUUGGCUUAUAUAAGCAUCUUUAAUAAGUUUUAGCCUGGUUUCAAGAGUGAAGUCUUGUCUGUUGUCACUGUUUUUUAACUGAGCCAGCUCUUGUUCUCUGUCAACCGUUUUCAGAGAAGAGCAGGAAAUGCUUCAGCCUUCUUGAUAUUAACCACCCAUUAGUGGUCCUUCAGAAUAGCUGACCAAUGUUUCUUCUGGUUGUUGUUCUCCUGCUAAUACUUUUAUAGAAUCAUAGAAUGAGCUAGGUUGGAAAAGACCUACAAGAUCACCUAGUCCAACCAUCCACCUACCACCACCAACCCCACUAAACUAUGUCUCCCAACGCUAUAUCUAAACGUUUCUUGAACACCUCCAGGGACGGUGACUCCACCACCUCCCUGGGCAGCCCGUUCCAAGGAUCCGUUUUGUAGGAUAAUUUUCUGGUUGCUUUUGGUAUCUCUGAAUGUUUCCAUCUUUGAGCCUUAGCUGUUUUUGACCAUGUAUGCGUCUGCCAUUCUUUAAUACCGAUCCUUUGAGAAUGCAGGAGUAAUGAUUUUUUUCCAUGUUUUCACGUCGUACCUGAGUCAAAUCGUGCUUUCUGAUACUAUUUUUUAUCCUUUCUUUGCAUUAACACAGUUUGCACACGUACCUUUAAUAAUGAGACUGCUAUCUCUUUGUGAAUGCUUCUGUGGCAUCUUAUCUGCCAGUUUCAUUUUAUUGUUGUCUGUUGCUCAAGAUCCAGUCUUUGUUUUUCUCUUCCUUUUUUUUUUCUUCCCAAAGAUAAAUUGUGCAUGGCCAGUGUCUGUCCACUCUCAUGGACUGCUGUUGUUAUAAUGCAAUCAUUCUGUUUUUCUCCUCUGUUUAAUAUGUGCUAAAGGAGCCUCUUCUGGGAGGUGAAUAGCUAACUGCUAACACGGCCCUCCUGUUAGGGAUUAUAAACAUUUAUAGCUUGUUUAAUGUUUUUGCCACGUGUCUACAACUUGGAUUUCACCAUAUGUGGAACAUUUGUUAAAAUCAGCUCUUAGUGAUGUGUAGCUACGUGCAACUUCUUGUCCAUGUCCUCCAGGCAUCACCUCUGGCAUCUUAGUUCCUGGCUCCACAACAGGGUUUUUAAUUAAAAUACACAGAAUUCUCAUCUAUAAAAUACGGAGGGGGUGCAGGAGUAAAAAUGAAGAGUUGCAAAAGAGAAUUUCAAUCAGCCCGUACACGCUGAUUCUUGGCAAAGAAAGUGUAAUGCUGAAAGGCAGCAGUGUGCUCUCCAUUUGUACCCGAGGCUCCUGCUGUAACUGCUAUUGUGUGAUGUUAAUGCAGGAAAAUUAAUCAGUUUCACUCGGGUGCUUAAAAGUUUACUUACUGUUUACUUACUACGGCUGUCCGGGAUGAGGGGCGCGCAGCGCUGCGCUGGAGCCGGCGGCCCCGGGGGGCUCAGUGCCGCGUCACGGGGGCCGGGACUCGGCGCGGGGGGAGGGCCCCGUGCCCCCAGCAGAGGGCGCCGUGCAAUCGCUGGAGCGCUUCGGAGAGAGCCCGCCGCUCUCUGUUCCGCAGCGCGGCGCUUUGCGAUUCUCGCGGAGAGGGUGAGCGGACGUUUCUUCUCGCGGAGGGGCGGAACAACUCAAAAUCCGCCUCCUGACUGCACCGAGCCCCGUUCCGUCCGCGGGGCGUUCUUGCGCAUCCGCGCGCUGCAGCUGCCCUGCUGAGCGGCGCCCGCGUCUCCCUGGUAACUGCGUCUCGUGCCGGGGUGGGCGGUCGCGCGCCUCCAGUCCGCGCGCUGCAAGAUGGCGGCCGCGGGAAGCGCGGCGCGGGGCGGCGGCGGAGGGGCGUAGGAGCGCGGCGGCUGCGCUCUGCCGGGCGUUCCCGCCCCCCGCGGCGCCGUCCAUGGAGCCUGUCGGCAGCCCGCUGGACCCCGGGCUCUCGCAGCAAGGGACGCCCUGUCUGAUCGUGGAGGACUCGCAGCCCGAGGGCGCGGGCCCGGAGCAGGACGUGGAGCAGGCCUGCCUCGGCGUGCUGGCUCGCCGGCUGCCGCUGCGGCGGAGCCCGAGCCCCGUGCUGGAGGUCGUCCGCGGUCCCUCCGGCAGCCGGACAGCCGCGAGCCGCGGGGCGGCCCGGGAGCGGCCCACAGGUGGGAGCGGGGCGCGUGGCCGUGCUGACGACGCGGUGUUCGCGGGGCCGAUGGAGAGCGUCGCCGAGGAGAUGCCGCCGCCCGGCCCGGAGUGCAGUGCUCGUGGAAAGGCUGCAGAAAGAUGCGAAGAGGAUGAUGAGGACCGUCCUGCCUCGCUGUGCGUAGAAGAUACAGGAAUGUCACAGCUGCAGUUUGGAGUUUUGGAGCUCUCACAGAGCCAGGACCUGGAGAGUGAUGUUGCGCCUGAUGAAGAUGUUAGGCAUCAGCUUCACUCUGGAGCUGCUGUCCUUUCUUCUUCCAGAACUGUGAAGAGUGAUACUAAAGAUGAACUGAAUGUCAAAAGCAGGGAAACUGUCACCAGCGUAGAAACGCAUUCUGCUUUGGAAGGCCAGCCGAAGGAGUUUGAAGGAACACUGCUGGAUGCAGAAGACCAUUCCAGGAAAGAAAUGCCUGUCUCUAGUCCGCCUAAAACUGAGAAAUGCACUGAGACUGGUCAUGAGGAGUUGGAUAUCUUGUCGACUCAGGAAGAGAUGUUUCCUGAAAACGAUGUAACAGGGAGUGACUGCCUUGUAACCAGAGUGGAAGACAGAAGUUCUCUGGCAUGUACCCCUGCCCGCAGUCUGCACCUCUUGCAGCUAUCUGGACAGGGAUCCCUUGUACAGGAGAGCCAUUCCACUGGCUCUCCAGGUGUAGUUGUUCCUUCUCCUGUUGGCCUUGCAUCCAAUGUUCUCAUCCCUAGCAGUCCUACUGAACAGGACCAAGCAAAAGAUGAGCAGGUGGAUAUCUCUGUCUCUGCAGAAGGAAGAGAGCUAGUGCAGGAGGGGCAGAAGGAAAAGGAACGGAUGCAGGAGGAGCAGAAGAGAGAUGUGCUAGUGGAGAUGGUUUUCCCACCAGGACCUCCUGCCCUGCCACAGGCUUCAACUCCAGUGUCCCAGAGUGCCCCAGCCUUCUUUCCUGAAUCUUUACCUAUACCAUCACAACCCGCGUUCUCUCAUGAUAUCUUUGUUCCAACUCAGAGCCCAGAGAAGAAGAAUGAAGGGGAAGAAAAAGCUGCUGUUUCAACUUACUCAUGUGUACCAGAAGACCUUUCUAGACCCACGGAUACUUUGUCAGAGAUGCCUGUGGAAAACUCUGUGUCACAGCCUUCUGAGUCCUGUAAUCUAAUGCUUUCUGUAAGUGGAUGUAGCCAGCCCACAAACACAGAACUCAAUUCAGACUCUGUGAAAACUGGCCAUGAUAAUGAAGCUACGCAGAUACAGAUAACUUCUGAAUGCAUUAUUUCAGACUUGAGGCUCUCUUCUAUGGAGAAUGACAGCAGAAAAAUGGGGCUCGAUGCAGGCCAUCGAGUCCUCUCUGAGAACUGCAAAAAAGCAAAAAAGGAGGAUAUACAUACUGCAGGAAAGCCUGUAAUGCAGUUAGAUAGUGCAGGCAUAGCAGGAGAUGGGACAUUAGCCCCUACAGCCCAUCAGGCUUGCAGGUGUAUUUCUGGAAGUCAGGCUGCUGCAGAUCAGUCUCAUCACUCUGAGAUUUUGUCUUGUGCUCAGGGAAGAGAAGCUCAGUUAGAGGGUAUUUCACUGAAAGGGAGUUCUCAACCUGAGGCAGUUCCUGAGACUCAAUGUGAAGAACGGGAAGAGAAGAUGCAUAUAGAAGAGAAGCAAAUGAAUGAAGAAGAGUCUCUUGUUAACACAACUGUUUCUCAGGGGCUUAUUCUUGAAAGGAAGGUGGAGCACUACGAAGAUAUGGAAGUAGAAUUUGCUGGUGGUUCUUCUAAAAAUAGCGAAAAACUGUCUGUUGAGACCCAAGAACUAGGAAAGAUUGGACCAGAAUGCUGGCGAAAAGAAACUUUAAAAGAUGGUGCUUUUGGCAUUGGAGAGGCAAAGAACGCAGAUAAACUGUCCUUUAAAGCUGCUUCAGAAAGCAUGCCAAAGCUGAAUAAAGUUUUAUCUAAGCCUUCUGUAGAGGAGUUAUUGGAACAGAACAAUUUGUUUCCUAAAUUAAAGAUUGACAUUGCAUCAGAGGUGGCAUUGUGUGCCAAAAGCCAUCCAGGUGGUUCAGAAUUAUAUCAGAUAAUGGAGGCUCAACCGUCACAACAAGAGACGGAAGCUGACCUGCUGGUGACUCAGCAGGAGAAUCAGGUGCCAAAGAAUACAGAGGUUACUGCAACGACAACAAAUCUGAAGCAAGAAGAGCAGAUGCAGUCAGAGGAGCGGGCAGCUGCUAAGUCCCCCAGUCCUUCCAAUGGAACGCCGUUCCAUUUUACUUUGCCACAGGAGGGUGAUACCAUUCAACCGCUGACCAGCAUAACACCACCUCUUACUGGCCAACUUAAAAUGGGACCUAGAAGACACAGCACACCAAUUGUGGACGAUAGUUGUCCAGACAGCACUAUCGCAACUAGUGACGUUACUGCAGAGGGCACAAUGGGGACCAACAGUGUCACUGUGGAAAGUGCAGUGGUAUCAGCAGAUGUGUCAGAAGUGUGUGAAAAAGGAGAUUCUUGUGCAGUUCCUGAGACUGAUGCAAAACUCUCUCUACGAAUGAGCCUUGUUACCCCCAUGAAUGAUGGGAGCGAUGAGUCCCUACCAUUCAGCUUGGAAAAGCCCACAACCAGUGACAGGAAAAUUGGAUCCUCUGCUUCUGCCAGGGCUGCUGCCAGCUCCCAGAAAGCAUCAUCUGUGUUUAGUCGUGUCUGUGAAGUUCGGCGAGAGGAUGAGGCUAGAGACCAUAGCCUUUCAGAUUCUCCAUUUAGGGGGAAUCUAUUCAGCUUUCCUGGCACAGAAAAGGAUGCUGAAAUAUGUGAAAAUCCUAGUGAUCAGCAACAUAGAGCAGAUGACAGUGGUGGACAGCUCCUAAUACUUCAGAGGCUACAGCAGGGCUGCCAUCAACAACCUUCUUGUACAGAGCAGAAAAAGUCUGUGGAGGCUGGUGUUGUAACCACUCAGAUAGAAGAAGGUGCAAGAAUGCAGAAGAAACCAAGUAAGGUUGUUGCAGUUGAUGAAAGCCACGGGAAGCAGGCAGAUACCAAUAAUAAAGGGAUUCAAACUACAGCAGACUGUCAUUUUACCCCAACAACUGUUACAACAGCAACACAGACAGCAGAAAGAACUUGUAGGCGAGUGGACGUGGGAACCAGUAUGUGUGGACGAAGACCUGGGCGACAAGAUGUAAACAUCCAAACUGAGGAAAGUGGGCAAAAGCUUGUGAAUACCUCUGGAGAAGACACAGACUCUCUACACAGUCAGGUGGGAGAGGAUGAGUUUAACCUUCUUCACCCUCCCAGAGGCCGGGUUCAGCGUCGUCACAUGCGAACUAUUCGAGAGGUGCGCACUGUUGUUACCCGUGUCAUAACAGAUGUUUACUACAUUAAUGGUGCAGAGGUGGAGCGGAAAGUAGUUGAGGAAACUGAGGAGCCUGUAGUGGAGUGCCAGGAGUGUGAGACUGACACAUCCUCCUCUAGAACUACAGUUGGCUCAUCGCUGACCUCAGGGGACCUCGGUGAUGUCAGCUCCUUCUCUUCUAAGGCCUCAAGCCUCCACCGCACAUCCAGUGGAGCAAGCAGCGGUCUCUCUGCCACACACAGCAGCAGCAGUUCAGCUCGAGGAACUGGAGCUGUCAAAGGGAAAGCGUGUGGUACAGAAAGUGGAGAGUUUGCUUUACCCACUGGCAGAGGUGUCUUGGGAAAACUAAGCCCUAGGAAAGGAGUUGGUCAGCCAGUAUCUCCUCUCAGAGUUGGCCAGGCAGGAGCAGCACUUCUGUGUGAGGAAGAGGAAGACUCUAUGCUUGGUACUCGUCAGGGUGGCAAAGCACCUGUGACACCUCGUGGGCGAGGAAGAAGAGGCCGUCCACCAUCUCGAACAACUGGAACGAGAGAUUUAGCUGGAAUUCCUGUUGUAGAGGAUCUCUCAACUACAGGAUCACCUGAGGAGAAAUCAUUUGUUCAUACAGUUUGCCUACCAGAUGGAGGGGAGAAAUCUGACACAUCUGGCUUCUGUGCCUUACGUCGAAGUGACUCUCCAGAAAUCCCAUUACAAGUGGUGGCUGGUCCUUCAGACUGUGCAGACUCAUCCUCUGGGAGCAGCUUUGUGGGCCUCAGGGUUGUAGCAAAGUGGUCUUCAAAUGGGUACUUCUAUUCUGGGAUGAUUACCCAAGAUGUUGGAGCAGGGAAGUACAAACUUCUCUUUGAUGAUGGGUAUGAAUGUGAUGUGCUAGGAAAAGAUAUUUUACUCUGUGACCCUAUCCCACUGGAGACAGAAGUAACUGCGCUCUCAGAGGAUGAGUACUUCAGUGCAGGUGUAGUGAAGGGACACCGGAAGGAGUCUGGAGAGCUAUAUUACUGCAUUGAAAAGGAAGGCCAGAGGAAGUGGUACAAACGAAUGGCUGUUAUCCUAUCUCUGGAACAAGGAAAUAAGCUCAGGGAGCAGUUUGGACUAGGCCCUUAUGAACCUGUCACCCCCCUGACUAAGGCAGCUGACAUCAGUCUCGAUAAUCUUGUGGAGGGGAAGCGGAAGCGACGUAGUAACCUUGUCUCUCCCAGCACCUCCAGCAGUAGUACAACUCCCACUCGUAAAGGGUUGGAAAGUCCGCGUGUGCCACCGGGUGUGCUUUCUGGCAAGAGGAAGCUUGUUGCUUCUGAGGAAGAGAGAUCCCCAGCUAAACGUGGCCGUAAGUCAGCAACGGUAAAGCCUGGGGCUGUGAGAGCAGGAGAGUUUGUGAGCACUUGUGAAGGUGUAGAUGCUAUAGAUCCCCCAGUACUGGAGGACCAUCACGGACCACUGCCGCAGAAUAAGACCCUCUUUUUGGGCUAUGCCUUUCUCCUCACCAUGGCAACACCCAGUGACAAAUUGGUCAAUUGCCAGAAGACAUCAGAUGGUCCUGCAGGGAGUAGUGAGGAGGAAGAAGAAUUCUUAGAGAUGACUCCGUACAACAAACACUAUAUAGCACAGCAGCUGCGAGCAGGAGCUGGCUAUAUCCUGGAAGAUUUUAAUGAAACACAGUGUAAUGCAGCGUAUCAGUGUCUUUUAAUUGCCGAUCAGCAUUGUCGAACACGGAAAUACUUGCUGUGCCUUGCCCGAGGGAUCCCUUGCGUGUCUCAUAUCUGGGUUUACGAUAGCUGUCAUGCUAACCAGCUUCAAAAUUACCGGAAUUACCUUUUGCCAGCUGGUUAUAGCCUGCAGGAGCAAAAGCUGCUAGAAUGGCACCCACGAGAAAACCCAUUCCACAACCUGAAGGUUCUCCUGGUAUCAGAUCAGCAGCAGAACUUCCUUGAUCUGUGGUCUGAAAUCCUUAUGACUGGGGGAGCAUCAUCUGUUAAACAGCAUUUUUCAAAUGCUAACAACAAAGAUGUUGCAUUGGGUGUUUAUGAUGUGGUGGUGACUGAUCUUUCCUGCCCAGCUGUUGUCUUGAAGUGCGCAGAAGCAUUAAGGCUGCCUGUUGUCUCGCAGGAGUGGGUGAUCCAGAGCCUUAUUGCUGGAGAGAGAGUGGGCUACAACAAGCAUCCGAAAUACAAACAUGACUAUGUCCCCCACUAAGCUGAAACUUUGUCCUGCUGUCCCACUGUUGUGCAGACUGUUUUAAUCAGGUUUUAAAUGUUUGUGGAAUUGGACAGCGUGCAUGGUUUACUGUAUAUAGUUUUAUCUGCUGAACUUUUAUCAUGAAAUAAAUAUUCAAUCCCUUGUGUUA